GGGAGCUCAGGGCCCAGCGCGCGAGCGGCCGCCAUUCCGCAGCCAACCGCCAUCACCGUGGCAAGGCCGGCAGGACGCGCAAUGCUGCCUGUCCUGCUGAUCCUCUCAGGCCUGGGCCGGCUGACCUCCGCCGGCCAUCGUGAGUAUCCUGAAACAUCACUUCUACAAAUAACAGUGCCACGGAAGAUAGAGACAAACACCGAUGGUGAAGUUUCAGAAACGCAUGUCACUUAUGCCAUCAAAAUUGACCAGAAAAUAUACACUCUCCACCUUGAAAAACAGUCAUUUUUAGACCCUCAUUUCCUUGUGUAUGCAUACAACAAAUCAGGAACAUUGUAUCCAGAUUCUUCAUUUAUGAAGGGCCAUUGCCUUUAUCAAGGAUAUGCCGCAGAGGUUCCAAAAUCAGUUGUGACACUUAGCACUUGUUCUGGACUCAGGGGAUUAUUGCAGUUGGAGAACGUCAGUUAUGGCAUUGAACCUUUGGAAUCUGCAGCUGCAUUUGAGCAUAUGCUUUAUCAAAUAAAGAAUAAUAAAAUUGAGUUUUUGCCCUUACAAGAAAAUUAUCCCACGACCCAAGUGGUAGAUCAGUCCUACCGGAUACUUGUGAAAUCAGAAAAAAAAUCAGAUGUUGAGCUAUUGAAAAGAAUUCUGAAAAUUCAAAUCAUUAUGGAUAAAGCCUUGUUUGAUUACAUGGGCUCUGAAGUAGCAGUUGCAACUGAGAAAAUUGUCCAUAUCGUUGGUGUAAUCAACACUAUAUUUUCCCAGCUUAAAGUGACAGUUAUGCUAACUUCUUUGGAGCUCUGGUCUGAUCAAAAUAAGAUUUUGCUUAGUGGGGAUGCUAAUGAAGUACUACAAAGAUUUGUGUCAUGGAAAGAACAAUUUUUGUUUCAGAGGUCCCAUGAUAUGGCAUACUUAUUAAUUUAUAGGAACCAUCUUAAUUAUGUGGGAGCAACAUAUCAUGGAAUGGCAUGUAAUCCAAAGUUUGCUGCGGGAAUUGCUCUGUAUCCGCAGGUGAUAACUUUAGAUGCAUUUUCAGUUGUUAUGGCACAGUUGCUUGGAAUUAAUCUGGGAUUAACAUACGAUGAGAUCUACAAUUGUUACUGCCCAGGAACUACAUGCAUAAUGAAUCCUGGAGCAAUACAUUCCCAUGGUGUAAAGUAUUUUAGCAGUUGCAGCAUGUAUGAAUUUAAGCACAAGGUUUCACAGCCUGAAUUUGAAUGUCUUCAGAAUAAAACAGUUUCAGACGUGGUUCGCCAAGGAAGAACUGCAAUUUGUGGUAAUAAAAUUGUGGAACCACCAGAACAGUGUGAUUGUGGUCUUCCAGAGGAAUGCGCUCACAAAAAAUGCUGUAAUCCUGUAAGUUGUACUCUAAUUGGAAAUGCAGAGUGUGGCAGUGGACCAUGCUGUGAUAGAAGAACUUGUCUGAUAGCUGAAAGAGGACGUUUAUGUAGGAAAAUGACAGAUCCAUGUGAUUUUCCAGAAUUUUGCAAUGGAACAUCUGAGGCUUGUGUACCUGAUGUGAAAUCUGCUGAUUUAGAACCAUGUAAUAAUAAUACUGCCUAUUGCUAUGAGGGAAUAUGCCGAGAUCCAGAUGUACAGUGUGAAGCAUUAUUUGGAAAAUUUGCUAAAGUUUCUACUUAUCUAUGUGCACAAGAAGUGAAUUUUCACGCAGAUCAAUUUGGAAACUGUGCCAAACAUGGUUGCAAUUUUCGGCAUAUCCUUUGUGGAAAGAUAGUUUGUCACUGGACACAUUCACAGAUAGUACCAGUAAAAACUUUUAAUGUUCAAUAUACUUACCUUGGAGGCCAUAUAUGUUUGUCAGCAUAUUUGAGAAAUGAAACACAAUCUUCAGAGUAUGAUUUUACUCAAGUGCAUAAUGGCACGAUAUGUGGUCAAAAUAAGUAUUGUUAUAAAGGAUUCUGUAGAGAAAGAAGUGAGAACCCAGUAAAAACAAAUUGUGACUCAGUAAAAAAUUGCAGUGGACAUGGGGUUUGCAAUAAUAGGUUUAAUUGUCACUGUGAUGUUGGAUAUUCUCCUCCAAAUUGUUAUCUAAAACCAUCAUCACCAGGAGGAAGUUAUAAUGAUGGGUAUUGGUUUCCAGAGGAGAAAGGUCAAAACAUACCUGCAAAACGACAUGCUGCUCCUGAAAAAAAUGGCCUCUUAAUCAGUUUCUACAUUUUUCUACCUUUCCUUAUUUUAAUUGCCAUUAUUGCUCUUAAAUGGAAUAAAAUAAGAUUUUGGAACAGAGUGGAAACAGUAAGUGGAGAAUCUGUAUCUGAAGACAACAAUAGUAACAGCAACCAGUCAUCAAGUUAAAGACCUAUCACUGGGAGUAAAUGGAAGAAUUAAAAAUUCAACCAUAAAUGAAAACAAGAGUUCAUCCAAUUACUAAUCAGCCAUUCCUCCUUAUCUGACCUUGAUGGAGAGUUAAGUCAAUGGAUCUCUGUUUCCCUAUCUGCCACCAAAACAAACAAACAAACAAACAAAACACUAACUACUAUCCUCCAUGUAAAAUAGUCUUAUUUCUCAGUAGGGAGAGUUGGGAGAGUUGGUGGUGAGGGAGGAGGUGGAUAUUGGUUUUAAAUAUAAUUGAAUGAGUGGGCCCUAUUCAGCAAGAGAUGUGUAAACAAAGUAUUGGAGGAAGUUGCAAGUAUUGACUCAGUUUAUUUAUUUAAAAGGAGGUACUUGAAUUCCCAGGUUCAGUUCACAUGGGACUUUUAUUUAAAUGUAAAGGAUACAGUGCAAGAGAGAGUGCGGGCAAAAAUGGGCACCGGAGAGAUAUCUCAUGCACAAGGCCUCAAGGUUCCUUUAAAUUUUAAACAGUCCAUUAUAAAUUCCACUGCCAAUGUCUUGGCAAAAAGUGAAACCAAGCAUCCAGGCUUUCCUAGAGAUAAAGUUAGAGCUUUUCCAUUCCGGCUGUAAAUCAACUCCUUACAGAGGCAUAGAGCUGGCAGAGGUCGCCAUGCAUAUAUCUAGGCAGGAGCUUUCCAAGCAUGUGAAUGAUCCAAUGAAAAAAUAAGUCAGAAAUGUCUGAUGAUUAACAGUGAUGUCAGUUUAGCUGGAGCAGAGUUAGUAAGGGGACUGUGGUCAUGAGUAGGUCAGACAGUAAAACUCUUUUAGGCUGUGGGAAGUGUUGAGGGCUGUGUUUUAUUCUGAGAGGAAAUCAUUGGAAGAUUAAUGUUCAAGACUUCCACUUUAAAAGGCUGGUUUGUUAAAAUAAAUAAAUUAAAAAAAGACUGAUUUGUUGAAAAUAGUUUGUAUGAUGGCAAGAGGAGAAGUGGAGAAACCAGUUGGUGGAGAAACUACUGUAAUAAUCCAGGAGGGAAAGGAUGGUACCUCAGACCAGGGGUAGUAAAGAUGGUUUUAGGAAUAAAUUUUGAAGGAUACCAACAGAAUGAACUGGCAGCUUCAAUAUAAAGUGUAAGAAAAUGUGCUUAAAUAACGUUUAUUGAUAAAGCAGCAAGAUAAGCAAGGUUAAAUGUAAACACAGACCU
This is a messenger RNA of Acinonyx jubatus (cheetah), 3494 nucleotides long. Its product is annotated as A disintegrin and metallopeptidase domain 3-like. The record is from RefSeq and is a predicted model, not a curated record. Lineage: Eukaryota; Metazoa; Chordata; Mammalia; Carnivora; Felidae. Gene Ontology annotation, biological process: cell adhesion; binding of sperm to zona pellucida; proteolysis. Gene Ontology annotation, cellular component: plasma membrane. The coding region runs from base 82 to 2316 and encodes 744 amino acids. The transcript has 21 exons. Gene Ontology annotation, molecular function: metalloendopeptidase activity.